Messenger RNA from Austrofundulus limnaeus, 1488 nucleotides. RefSeq names its product proline-rich extensin-like protein EPR1. The record is from RefSeq and is a predicted model, not a curated record. Lineage: Eukaryota; Metazoa; Chordata; Actinopteri; Cyprinodontiformes; Rivulidae. Bases 1 to 1488 code for a protein of 495 amino acids. The transcript is spliced from 2 exons.
AUGCCCGUCUGCCCGUCCGUCCGUCCAUCCGUCUGCCUGUCCGUUCGUCCGUCUGCCAGCCCGCACGUCUGCCAGCCCGUCCGUCUGCCCGUCCGUCUGCCCGUCUGUCCGUCCGUCCACCCGCCUGUCCGUCCGUUCGCCCGUCCGUCUGCCCAUCCGUCUGCCUGUUCCUCCGCCCGUCCGUCUGUCUGCCUCUCUGUCUGCCCGUCCGUCCGUCUGUCCGUCUGCCUGUCAGUCGGUCUGCCCGUCCCACUGCCCGUCCGUCCGUCUGCCCGUCCUUCUGCCCGCCCGUGCAUCUGCCCAUCCGUCUGCCAGUCCGUCCGUCUGCCACCGGCCUUCCGUCUGUCUGGCCGCCCAUCCAUCUGCCCGCCCGUCCGUCUGUCCGUCAGUCUACCCGUCCGUCCGUCCGUCAGCCCGUCCGUCCGUCUGUCCAUCCGCCUUUCCGCCCACCCGCCCGUCUAUCCACCUGUCCGUCCACCCGCCAGUCCAUCCACCUGCCGGUCCGUCCGUCCACCCGCCAGUCCGUCCAUCCACCUGCCAGUCCGUCCACCCGCCCGUCCUUCUGCCUAUCCAUCCAUUUAUAUGCCUGUCCGUCUGCCCGUCCGUCCGCCCGUCUGUCCUUCCCUUCCAUCCGUCCGUCUGCCAGCCUGCAAGUCUGCCAGACCGUCCAUCUGCCCCUCCGUCCGUCUGCCCGACCGUCUGUCCGUCUGCCCCUCCGUCCGUCUGCCCGACCGUCCGUCCCUCUGCCCAUUGGUCUGUUCAUCUGCCUGUCCGUCCAUCUCCCCAUCCUUCUGCCCGUCCGUCCAUCUGCCCGUCCGUCCGUCCGUCUGUAGCCCGCACGUCUGCCAGCCCGUCCGUCUGCCCGUCCAUCAGUCCGUCCGUUCUUCCGCCCGUCCGUCUGCCCGUACUUCUGCCCGUCCGUCCGCCCGCCCGUCCACCCACCAGUCCAUCUGCCCGCCCAUGCAUCUGCCCAUCCGUCUGCUCGUCCAUCCGUCCUUCCACCCAUCAGUCUGCCAGGACGUCCGUCUGCCCACCUGCCUUCCGUCCGUCUGGCCGUCCGUCCAUCUGCCCGCCCGUCUGUCCGUCCGUCCGUCAGUCCACCCGUCCGUCCGUCUGCCCAUCCAUCCGCCUUUCCGCCCGCCCGCCCGUCCAUCUGCCUGUCCGUCCACCCGCCGGUCCGUCCGUCCACCCGCCAGUCUGUCCACCGGCCGGUCCGUUCGUCCACCCACCGGUCCAUCCAUCCACCCGCCAGUCCGUCCACCCGCCCGUCCUUCUGCCUAUCCAUCCGUUUAUCUGCCCGUCCUUCUGCCCAUCCAUCCGUUUAUCUGCCCGUCUGUCUGCCCGUCCGUCCGUAUGCCCACCCAUCCAUCUGCCCGUCUGCCCAUCCCUCUGCCGGUCCGUCCAUCUCCCCGUCCAUCUGUCUGCCCGUCCGUCCGUAUGCCCACCCAUCCAUCUGCCCGUCUGCCCAUCCCUCUGCCGGUUUACUGA